Messenger RNA from Punctularia strigosozonata HHB-11173 SS5, 903 nucleotides. Its product is annotated as class I glutamine amidotransferase-like protein. Lineage: Eukaryota; Fungi; Basidiomycota; Agaricomycetes; Corticiales; Punctulariaceae. The transcript is spliced from 5 exons. The coding region runs from base 1 to 903 and encodes 300 amino acids. The record is from RefSeq and is a predicted model, not a curated record.
AUGGUUUCUACCUACAUUAUAAGACAUUCUUCCCUGGUUGUUGCUUUCUUAUGCUUGGCAACGCUCGUCUCUGCAAACCCGCGGGUUCUCAUCUACUCUGCCACCGCGGACUUUCGGCACGACAGCAUACCGACCGCGGUACAAGCGCUACAGAACACCUCGGAAUCUACCAACACUCUUUUUGAUCACACGGAAGACAAGACCUUGUUCACCGAUGAUAAUCUGGCGAAUUACGACGCGUUGCUGUUUUUGAUGAAUACUGGGGAAGUUCUCGAUCAGCAGGGUAAGGAUGCUCUACAGAAAUACCUCGACAAAGGCGGCAACUUCGUCGCGAUCCAUGCCGCGUCGGACGCGCUCCGAAACACCACUUUCUACGGCCAUGAAGUGGGAGCGUUCUUUGAUUACCACCCAGAGCUGCAGAACGGGACGAUAGACGUCAUAGGUCCUUCCCACCCUAGCACGUCCAUGCUCCCCGCACAAUGGCACGUCCAGGAGGAAUUCUACAACUUCAAGUCCGAUCCGCGCGACGUCGGCGCGAUCGUCAUCCUGUCCGCCAACGACUCCAGCUACACCGACACCGGUACGCGCAUGAACCAGGGCGCGCCGCAUCCGACGGCAUGGUAUCAAGAGCACGGAGCAGGCGUCGAGAGCGGGGGCACGGCCGGCCGCAGCUUCUACACGAGCCUGGGACACCUCAACGCGACGUGGCACGACGAGCUCUUCAUGGGGCAUGUCACGGGCGGCAUCGCGUGGGCUCUGCAGGCGAACACGACGAGGGCAUUCAAUGCGAGCGCCGCGGUCGGCAACGCGGCGGCCACGUCCUCGUCUUCUGCGACGCCCGGCUCUGGAUCCAGCUCGGCCGUGUCGACGGCGGGGUCUUCUGCGCAGCCCACGUCCUCGUAA